Molecule: messenger RNA, 1626 nt
Organism: Penicillium coprophilum
Lineage: Eukaryota; Fungi; Ascomycota; Eurotiomycetes; Eurotiales; Aspergillaceae
Product: sugar porter family MFS transporter
Exons: 2
Coding region: 1-1626 (541 amino acids)
Biological process (GO): carbohydrate transport; transmembrane transport
Cellular component (GO): membrane
Molecular function (GO): carbohydrate:proton symporter activity
Source: RefSeq, a predicted model, not a curated record
AUGGGGUACAAGAUCACUAAUAUCUACGUCAUCACCAUGGUGGCCGUCAUUGGCGGUGCACUGUUUGGUUUUGAUAUUGCUUCCAUGUCCGCAAUUCUUGGCACACAGCAAUAUAAAUGCUUCUUCAAUCAGCUCGGCAAUAACGAAGACGGUAAAUGCGGUGGCCCUACCUCUGCCAAUCAGGGUGGCAUUUCCGCUGCCAUGCCUGGUGGCUCUUGGGUCGGCGCCCUUAUCUCUGGUUUCGUGACUGACUACCUGGGUCGCCGUGGAGCCAUCCAGACAGGCUCAGUCAUUUGGUGCAUCGGUAGUGCCAUUGUAUGUUCGUCCUUUGGAAUCGCCCAGCUCGUCGUUGGCCGCUUCAUCAACGGAGUUUCCGUCGGUAUCCUCAGCGCCCAAGUCCCUGUCUAUGUCGCCGAGUUAGCCCAGCCCAGUAAGCGUGGCCAGGUUGUGGGAGCACAACAGUGGGCAAUUACAUGGGGUAUCUUGAUUAUGUUCUACGUCUCGUACGGUUGCAGUUUCCUUGAGGGUACCGCCGCCUGGCGCACUCCUUGGGGUCUGCAGAUGGUUCCCGCUGCCAUGCUCUUUGGUCUGGUCUUCUUGUUGCCCGAGAGUCCACGUUGGCUGGCCAAGAGAGACCGCUGGGAGGAGGUUCUUGAGGUUUUGGCUUCGGUCCAUGCCAAGGGUGAUCGCAAUGCGCCCUUCGUGCAGACUGAGUUGCAGGAGAUUCGUGAAAUGAUCGAAUUCGAGCGCGACAACAAGGAUGCCUCCUUCCUCGACCUUUUCAAAGGUCGGAUGAUCUACCGUACUCACCUCGGUGUCUUUACUCAGAUCUGGUCUCAGCUCACCGGUAUGAACGUCAUGAUGCUUUACAUCACCUACGUCUUUGGUAUGGCCGGUCUCAGUGGAAACUCAAACCUUGUCGCAUCCUCAAUUCAGUACGUCAUUAACGUGGUGAUGACCGUUCUCGCCUUGGUCUUCAUUGAUCGCUGGGGUCGUCGUACUCCGCUUUUGAUCGGUUCCACCCUCAUGAUGGUGUUCAUGUUUGCCAACGCUGGAAUCAUGGCGUCGUACGGAAAGCCAGCUCCACCGGGUGGUGUCGACCAUACCCCCGAACAGUCAUGGGAUAUGUCUGCUGCCCCUAAGGCUGCCAAGGGAAUCAUCGCUUGCACGUAUCUCUUCGUCGCCAGUUACGCACCAACUUGGGGUCCUGUUAGCUGGAUCUAUCCCCCCGAGCUCUACCCCCUUCGCCUGCGUGGCAAGGCUGUCGCACUUUCAACCUCAUCUAACUGGAUCUUCAACUUUGCCUUGUCCUACUUCGUCCCCCCUGCGUUUGAAAACAUCCAAUGGAAGGUUUAUGUGGUGUUUGGAGUCUUCUGCUUCGCAAUGACCGUACACGUCUUCUUUGCCUUCCCUGAAACAGCCGGAAAAACUCUGGAGGAAGUUGAAACCAUGUUCACAACCCCUGGUCUCGUGCCCUGGAAGACCAAUGUGCAGUACCAGCAUGUUCGCAAACUGGAGCAGGGAGCGGUUCAAUCAAACAAGAUGGCGGAUCUGCGCGCAGAGGAAGGAACAGCCCAUAACCCCAAUUCCACUGAGAAGGGAACUGCCGUUUCGCAGGUCGAAUAG